Messenger RNA from Hansenula anomala, 666 nucleotides. RefSeq names its product orotate phosphoribosyltransferase URA10. Lineage: Eukaryota; Fungi; Ascomycota; Saccharomycetes; Phaffomycetales; Wickerhamomycetaceae. Gene Ontology annotation, biological process: pyrimidine ribonucleoside biosynthetic process; pyrimidine nucleotide biosynthetic process; 'de novo' pyrimidine nucleobase biosynthetic process. Gene Ontology annotation, molecular function: orotate phosphoribosyltransferase activity. The transcript has a single exon. Bases 1 to 666 code for a protein of 221 amino acids. Gene Ontology annotation, cellular component: cytoplasm. The record is from RefSeq and is a predicted model, not a curated record.
AUGCAAGAUUAUCAAAAAAACUUUCUUGACUUGGCUGUUGAAAGUAAAGCUUUAAGAUUUGGUGAGUUUACUUUAAAGUCUGGUAGAAUUUCUCCAUAUUUUUUCAAUUUAGGUUUAUUUUCCACUGGUAAAUUAUUAUCAAAUUUAGCUUCAUCAUAUGCAAUUGCAAUUAUAAGUUCAGGUUUAGAAUUUGACGUCAUCUUUGGUCCUGCUUAUAAAGGUAUCCCAUUAGCUGCUAUAACUGCUUCAAAAUUGGCUGAAAUUGGUGGUUCAAAAUAUGAAAAAAUUUCUUAUGCUUUCAAUAGAAAAGAAAAAAAAGAUCAUGGUGAAGGUGGUUCAAUUGUUGGUGCUAAUUUAGAAGGUAAAAGAAUUUUAAUCAUUGAUGAUGUUAUGACUGCAGGUACUGCUAUUAAUGAAGCUUUUGAUAUCAUUAAAGCUGAAAAUGGGAAUGUUGUCGGUACUAUUAUUGCAUUAGAUAGACAAGAAAGAACUGUGGAUUCUCAAUUAAGUGCUACUCAAGUUGUUGCUAAGAAAUAUGAUAUCCCAGUCUUGUCAAUUGUUAGUUUAACUGAUAUCAUUAAUUAUCUUUCUGGUCGUAUUUCUGAUGAAGAGAAGUCAAAAAUUGAACAAUAUCGUGCUGAAUUUGCUCCUGCUAAUAUUAAAUAA